This is a messenger RNA of Larimichthys crocea (large yellow croaker), 2231 nucleotides long. It is a transcript of the gene cetp, whose product is annotated as cholesteryl ester transfer protein, plasma. Gene Ontology annotation, biological process: high-density lipoprotein particle remodeling; reverse cholesterol transport; triglyceride homeostasis. Gene Ontology annotation, cellular component: high-density lipoprotein particle. The transcript is spliced from 18 exons. Gene Ontology annotation, molecular function: cholesterol binding; triglyceride binding; phosphatidylcholine binding. The record is from RefSeq and is a predicted model, not a curated record. Lineage: Eukaryota; Metazoa; Chordata; Actinopteri; Sciaenidae. Bases 302 to 1810 code for a protein of 502 amino acids.
CCAACCGAACUCAUUCAGCUGGGAUCUUUGGAGGAGGACAAAUAGACCCAUCAGAUUCUAAGAGAGAGAGAGCCAAGAGUUCAUGUUACAGUCAGCUUUUGGAUCUAGUUUCCCCAACCUCGUGAGCCGGCACUCAUUGAGUCUGUUCAGAGAAAGUUGGACCCAAAGGUUGCUGUGGUUUUACAGCUGUUGUAGGGUAACUACGAAACAGUACUGAGGAUUUGAAAGGCAUCUCUUUCGGUCCACAGGGUUAUAAUCCUCAUCUGACUCCCAAAGAGGUGAAACCACCUCCACGUGCACGAUGCCUUGUGAUGUUUUCCCACCACGGCUGCUCCUGCUGCUCUUCCUAUCUGCUGCGUUUGGGGCAUCCCAAGGCUGCCAGCCGGACCCAGCUUCAGCCUACAGGUUCACCGGCACCGUUUGUCGCCUCACCUAUCCUGCAGCUGUCGUCCUGAACGAGAAAACCACCAAAGUGAUUGAGGCAGCUUUCCAACAUGCCAGAUACCCAAGUAUGAAGGGAGAGAAAUCAGUGCUUAUAGGCAAAGUCCUUUAUGGCCUGGACAAUUUGGAGAUCCACAACCUGUCGAUUGGUCGGAGCGAAUUUGAACUGCACCCAGGCAAAGGCAUCGGUAUGGAAAUAAGCAACGUGUCCGCAUCCUUCAGUGGCACCAUCCAGUAUGGAUACACCAGCUGGCUUGGGGAUGUUUCACAGUCAGUUGAUUUUGAAAUUGAGUCUCAGACUGAUCUUGGAAUCAACCCCAAACUUUACUGUGGGAAAGGACAGGUAGCAGCGGACACGUCAGACUGUUAUCUGAACUUUCACAAGCUCAGUCUGCACCUGCACGGCAACAAAGAACCAAACUGGCUGAAAAAGCUCUUCACCGACUUCGUCACCUUCACUGUCAAAAUGGUCAUAAAGGGACAGAUCUGUAAGGAGAUCAACAAGGUGGCAAAUAUACUGGCUGACUUCAUACAAGAGACAGCAGAGCAUGUUCUCACUGAUGGAAAUAUCAGAAUGGAUAUCGGUGUAACUGCUGCUCCUGUCAUCACUGCUAACUACAUAGAGUCAUACCACAAGGGGCUGACUAAAUACAACAACACCGUGGCUGUGAUCGAUGACUCUGUUUUCCACCCCAGUCAGCUGACUGAAAACAGGAUGCUCUACUUCUGGGUGUCAGACCAGGUCUUUGGGCCCAUGAUCAAAGCCGCUCACCAAGACGGACGUUUCCAACUCAAUAUGUCUGGAGCCGAGCUCACUGAACUUUUCAAGACAAAUCUCACCAGUGCCAUGCCUGAAUUUAUUAGAAAGUGUCUGGAAACAGGUUCUCCGGAGCUCAGAGUGUGGAGCGUGCAUUCUCCCUUCAUCAACACCUCCUCUGACUGGGGUACGAGUGUCUUCGCAACGGCCUCUGGACAGCUUCACUGUGGGAGUCAAGACACGCCAACGCUCACCUUUGUAACGGAUGUGGUCGUGGACGUGACGGCUUCCUACGCUGACAAGAAACUCUUCCUGCGGGGCAAACCUUCAGACAUCUCUGUAACUGAAGCUGUGCUGCCUUCACAGAAUCACAGGCUGAUUGAUGAGACGCAGAUAGAGUUCAUAAGAGAAGCCGUGGAGAAGAUCGGCAUUCCCAAAGUCCUUUCUGUUCUUGAGGUCGUGAUCACCAGGCUGUUGAACAGACAGGGAGUUGACUUAUUCGACAUCAUUAACCCGGUGGUGACUCCUCGAGACGGCUAUGUGGUCAUCGAGAUGGACUUUGGUUUCCCUCAUCACCUCCUGGUCGACUUCCUCAGGAAGACGCUACAGUGACACUUGGAGCCACAUUUUGGUUUUAGUUACCCAAAAAUCAACAUGUGUGCACAGAAAACUCAUUUUGAUUAGAUAAAACAACUCUCUCUGCUGUUUUUGUAAAUUCUAGAAAACAAAGAUGUGGACAAGCUGAUGUUUUUAUUCCUGGGGACUCACCAUGAUGACAAGGAAAUCUAAUUAUGACAGAAUCUCUUGAAAAUAACUGUAUUAGAUUAUAAACACAUGACACAUGAACGUUCAGUUAACCAGUGAGGUCCAUCGUUGUUGGCAGGACUUGAACCUUUGCGAGGGAAACCCCCCAAUGGAUUUCAAAUCCAUAACAGUUUGGAACAAGAUGUUGCAUCCUGUCUCGUCUCCUCCCUGUGAAAGACAAGUUCAUAUCUCCAACAGUCAAAUAAAGAAGAAUACUUUGUUGUCUUCA